AUGACUGUACUUAGGACAAUGACUCUGAGGAAUGGGAAGAGUGUUGCAAAGGAAGGUACAAGUGGUACCGACGAUGCAGAGGCUGUCGUGGAGGAAGCCAUGGAGUCCAUGAGUAUUGCUCAGGGAGAAUCGUCGCAGACGGUACAACCCAGCGGAGAGGUCGACAUGGAAGUUGACGACGAGGCGGAGAGCUCAUUGAGACAGGAAUCCCCCUCAGUCGGUCAUACACGAGGUCAGUCUGGCGUUCUGCCCGUAAUCACAGCGGAGUAUUGCCAGGAGCAGGUUAAUAAUCUGGGGCAGCAGUUGGAGAUUCAUACGGCAACAAAGGGACAACUGACGGCAAUGAUGAUGAUGAACGGUGGAGGAACCCCGGAGCAGAGCCAGAGGAUGGGCCAGUUGCAGGAUACGGUCCGCAGCAUCAAGGCGCAGCUGGAGUUAUGGGAGUCGAGUCUAGAUGAUAUGAACUUGGCGAGGAAAGCCAAAGCGAGGACUGUCCACAGCACCGCAUCGUCAUCGUCUACACCCAGCUUCCCAAAGUCCUCCUAUGGCGGGAAUGGCACUAUGGACGACAAGCAGAUUGUGCUUCUCAAUGUUAUGCCCAGGUACCAUCGUAAGGUGCCAGAUCAUGAGAUGCCUAAAGUCGACGCUAAGACGUCCGGUCCUAUCCGAACUUCAGUUCGCUGUUUCCUGUAUGAGUUUCAUACCCAAGCGUUGGCGAAUCUAGAUGUCAAAGUGCAGGAUGCAUUAACAGGAGCGAGGAAAAAGGAUACGGGUCCGGCGUGGACGUGGGAUCAGUGCGAGCAGACAUUCGUGGAUUGCGCCAUGACUCUGCAUGAGAAGACGUCUGAGGUGGAGGAGUUCGCCAAGAUGGGCAGAGAGAAGACAGAGUCUUUUAAGGAUUGCAUGGUAGCAAAGGUUCACGAAUCCACUGACCAGACCCCAGACCCCCCAGUACAAACCCCAGACCCCUCCAGUUCCCCUGACACCUCACCCAGCACCUCUUCCAUCCCCUCGCCCUGUCUUCCCCCUAUCGACACGUAUUUUAUCACAGAUUUUUUAUCGGAACUCACCAUCAUGAACAACGACAACCAAUCCCUUCCCACCAUCAUUGAACUCGACACCACCUCCAAACCCGCCAAGUAUGACGGCACUCGCGAUGGCUUCAAAUGCCUUGCGUGGCUAAAGGAGGUGCAACGCUACUUCACCAUGAAGAACGUACCUGACAGAAAACGCACCAUUCAUGCCGUCAACCUCCUUAACCAAACCUCUCUCCUCUGGUGGGAAUCCCUUAACAUCGACGACACCUGCGAGUACCUCACCUUCACAACCUUGUUCAAGAAGGCAUAUAUGCCUGACGGCUUCCUUGAACACGUCCGCGGCCUCCUCCUCAAUGCCAAGCUCACCACCAACCUCGCCGAGUACCUUACCCGCAUCCGCCUCUACAUGAACAUUUUACUUGCGGAGGAUCCCACCGGCCGCGUCUUCCUUGAAUCCACCGUCAGAGUUGUUUUUCUCCAAGGCUGCCCCGACGACCUGAGGCAAUUACUUCAGACUGAUCAGGUAUCUAACCCCAACAACACUUUUUUCGACAUGUGCUCCAAGGCUGAAGGAUUUGACACCAUCUAUGCUUUCGGACCCAGAGGCGCCACCAAGGGUAUGUUCGCCAAGGCUAUGAAUAACAUCCGCUCACAAACCCCGACCUCCAACUCAGCCCCAACCUCCGCCCCCGCCUUCGACCCAAUGGCGAUGGAGAUUGAUAACAUCAGUGUCGACCCCACCACCCGCGCACUCAUGUCCUCGGUCCAGUCCCUCACUAUCGCUGUCAACGCUAUGGCAUCUCAGUUCAACAACCAGCAACAGCAACAAAACCGCCCGCGCCUUGCCCGCCUCACCGAUGAAGAAAGACUAUACUUGGAGAACAACAACGGCUGUUUCAAGUGCCGCCGACCCAAUGCCGGACAUUACUCCUGGGACUGUGGGAAAAACCGCAAUACGCCCCGACCUCCCAGGUCCCAGGCCGUCAACAACAUUGCUUACGUGGGCAACCCCCCAACAGACCAGUCGGGAAAUGCCCCCAGCAACUAG
Molecule: messenger RNA, 2085 nt
Organism: Linnemannia hyalina
Lineage: Eukaryota; Fungi; Mortierellomycota; Mortierellomycetes; Mortierellales; Mortierellaceae
Source: the annotation of a GenBank genome assembly